Astyanax mexicanus (Mexican tetra) is the source of this 2849-nucleotide messenger RNA. RefSeq names its product docking protein 3. Lineage: Eukaryota; Metazoa; Chordata; Actinopteri; Characiformes; Acestrorhamphidae. The transcript has 6 exons. The coding region runs from base 604 to 2097 and encodes 497 amino acids. Gene Ontology annotation, cellular component: cytoplasm. The record is from RefSeq and is a predicted model, not a curated record. Gene Ontology annotation, biological process: positive regulation of MAPK cascade; cell surface receptor protein tyrosine kinase signaling pathway.
CUUACACACACACACACACGUACACUCUUACACACACACACACACACACACACACUUAUAGAAACACACUCACACACACUCUCUCUCUCACACACACAUUCACUCACACACACACCCACGCAUCUGAGCGCAGUGACUCAUUUAGACCUGCAGUUCACAGGAAGUGAAGUUCUAAAGGCACUCCAGGUCAAACAAUACACCACCGACAGAACGACAAAGAGAGAGAAGGAGGGAAAGAGAAAAAGAAAGAGAGGAAGAAAGAGAGAGAGAGAGUGUGUGUGAGAGAGAGAGCGAGAGAGAGAGGGAAGUGAGUAUGUAAGUUAGAACAAGAGAAAAACAGACAGAGCGAACAAGAAGAAAGAGUUAGAAACAUAAAAAAGAGAAAAGAAAGAGACACCGACACAAAGAUAAGAACACAGAGAGAAAAGAAAAACGUCAAGAAGAAAAAGAGAGAACAAGAGGGCAUAAAGGAACAGGGGAAACAGACGAAAGAGAAAAAUCAAACAGCAAUAAAAACAGAGAAUAAUAGAGAGAGAGAUAACCAAAGAGAUAAGAGAGACAGUGUGUGAGGGAGACAGAGAGAGGGAGAUCUGUAGAUGAACGAUGGAUGAAGACGUCAGGAUGAGAGGAAUGCUGUAUCAGUUUCAGCAUCGCUUCGGAAAGAAGUGGAGGAAGGUGUGGUGUGUGUUGUCGGCUGACAGUAUGAAUGGUGCGGCUCGGUUGGAGCUGUACGAGUUCCGGCAGGCGUCGGUGACCGAGGGUCUGAGCGGGAAACGCUCCGAGGGGAAGAAGGUGAUCCUGCUGAGGGACUGCGUUCAGAUCCUAGAGAAGGUCGGCACUGAGUGUCCCAAAAACUGCAGCCCCUUCCAGAUGGAGACCACCAACAAACUCUUCACCUUCGCCGCCCAGACCCCCGACGUCCAGAGCUGGGUCCAAGAACUCUGCAGACUGGCCUUUCCUUUGAACCGAGCUGAGGGCAGAUCAUCCGGGCCAACCGCCGUCCUUCACCCUCCUGUGAGAGAUCACUCAGCCGUGGAGAUGAAGGAAAACUCUCUGUACGAGCCCGCCGCCAGCUUGCGAGAUUUCCUGGUCAUCGCCAUGGGGACGGAAGCGGCGCUGAGGUGUAAACUGUAUGGAGAAUAUAUUCUGACUCCUCACGAUGACCGAAUUCUGCUGAAGGACCACAAAACCAAGCAGGUCCUCUUCUCCUGGCCGUACUGCUUCAUCAGGAAAUUUGGGCAGGACAGGCUGUCGUUCUCCUUCGAGGCCGGGCGCCGGUGCGAGUCUGGUGAGGGAAACUUUGAGUUUACGACGAACCAAGGCGACCGAAUCUUUAAAAUCGUCAGCGGCUACAUCCAGAACCUUCCGCAGUCCAAGAAACCGGGCAGAGAAAUUAAACCCAGGCCUGUAGAGAUGGUAGACACACCCCCUCCUCAGAGCAUGGACGACACCUGCACGUACAGUACAGUAAACCUCGUGCCGUACAAUGUUUCAGGCCAGGACUUUUCCUCCAGUCCCAAACAGCGUUCAAUAAAAAAGCUGAGCCCAACCUUCAGGAGCUUGUCUCUGAACGCCAUCGAGCCUCCAAACAAAAGUCAAGUGAGGAGCAUCAACAGCUGCCCCUCAACAACAUCAUCAUCCAGCACUUCUUUCACUGCAUCUUUUACUGCGUCUUCUACCACAUCCUCCGAUGCCCCCCAGGGCCAGGAGCCACUUUACGCUACUGUUACCAAGCCCCGCUUCCUCAACGAGACAAAGAACGACCAGAAGAGCCACUGGCACGGCUUCAAUGACUACGUCCACCAGCUCGAUCCUCUGCCUGAUCCUCCGGAGGACGUGGACUAUUCUUUUCUAGAAGAGGAGUCCAGCGAAAUGCUGCCGGGCGACCUGCCGAACCAGUCUGAGGACUACAUCGAAGAAGACGUUUACUCAGAGCCCAAAGACUACGAUGGUCGCGCUUUCUGGGAGGUAACCAGGGAAUACCAAUUCCCAAAGGAGAUCCUGGGUGAAGGGGAGGUGGAGAACGGUGGAGAAGAAGAGCAAACAGAGGGAUUCUUCACUUACGAUAAUCUGAUGAGUCGAGGAAAGAUGCUGUAAAUGCUUGUAAACAGUGAGUCCACCAAUAGGAGGCGCUGUGUACAAACUUUUACACUGUUCCAACAUGUCAAAUCCUUUAUAGCAAUGUUUUUAUUCUGUAGGCCCCAGUGGUCAGCAUUGGUACUGCUACUGAAAUAGUAAAUCCACCAAUAAAUAGGAGGCGCUGUGUUUAAAUUUCCAUACUGUGCAAACAUGUUCAAUUCUAAGCAGUGGAUUUCAACCUGUGGUCCAUGGCCGCUCAGUGGUCAUCAGUAGUACUGCAACUAAAAAGUUGUUAAAUCCACCAAUAGGAAGCACUGUGUUCAAAUAAAAAAAAAAUCGGAUUUGUAUACAGUUUAUCUAUUAAUAGAAAGGUGCAGUCUUCAAAUUUCAAAAUUUCAAAUUUUAGUUCUGUCCGGACGCUGAGUUUCAUCUCCUUGCUUUUAAUAAAAUAGCUAUUUGCCCAUUGCCACACACCCUAAUUACACUUUGCAUAUUACCACGGAGAUCCGUGUAAACAUAACAGCUAGUGGAAAUGGAGGAGCUACUGAACGAGAUGUCACGUGACUGACAAAGCUAAAAAAAACUCACUGGUCCUCCUGUUUUUUCAGUUGCAGUCCAGAUGCAGGAGUUUUAUCACUGAGUAGAAUUGUAAAAUAUUUUUCACAGACGUCCCCCUGAGAAACUAAUCCCAUCCGGAAAGGGCUAAAGAUUCUGUAGCAGUGUUUUUCAACCUAUUGGCCAUGCCCCCUCUGUAGGAUGCAGUAGAACUG